AAAAUGCAUUCAAUCGUGGCUCUGUUACCUUUUUACAGAACCAUGCGUCCUCUGUAACUUUACGUUGUAUGCGCCUGGACAAACACACUCUACUGUUAUUAUCUCACCUCUAUCACCAAAAGGUUAUUUCCAAAGGAGCAGGCUUCAGCAUCUCUCUGCGUGAAGGCUGACAGCCACUAAGUGAGCACAGAGCACAGAGCACAAACCAACCCUCGCUGUGAAUGUGAAUUUCUCUGGGAGUCUGCAUCUUACCUGUUAGUGCAGCAUGAAGAUUGCAGUUGAAGGCUGUUGCCAUGGUGAGCUUGACAAGAUUUAUGAGACCAUUGGCUAUCUGGAGAAGAAGGAAGGGGUGAAAGUGGACCUGCUGCUUUGCUGCGGGGACUUCCAGGCAGUGCGAAAUGAAGGAGAUAUGAAGUGCAUGGCAGUGCCAGCCAAGUACAGAACGAUGCAGACAUUUUACAAGUACUAUUCUGGAGAAAAGAAGGCUCCAGUUCUGACUAUCUUCAUCGGAGGGAACCAUGAGGCUUCCAACCACCUACAGGAGCUGCCUUAUGGAGGCUGGGUGGCACCCAACAUUUAUUACCUGGGUUAUGCUGGUGUUGUUCGCUACAAAGGUAUAAGAAUUGGUGGUUUAUCUGGAAUCUUCAAAUCACAUGACUACAGAAAAGGUCACCAUGAAGUACCUCCAUACAACCCUGAUACUCUACGAAGCGUAUACCACAUCCGAAAUAUCGAGGUGUUCAAACUAAAACAGAUGCGUAUGCCUAUGGACAUUUUCAUGAGCCACGACUGGCCACGUGGAAUAUACAACUAUGGAAGCACAUGGGAAUUGUUGAGAAAGAAGAAGUUUCUGCGUCAUGAAGUGGAAACGAACACACUGGGGAGUCCUGCUGCUGCAGAGCUUCUGGCCCACCUCCAGCCCACCUACUGGUUCUCUGCACAUCUUCACGUGAAAUUUGCAGCCCUUAUGCAGCAUCCGCCUAAAGGUAAUGCUGCCCCACGUGUAACCAAAUUCCUGUCUCUGGAUAAAUGUCUGCCUCAUAGGGAGUUCUUACAGGUUGUGGAUGUUCCAGAGAGACCAGGCUCCUCUGAGGGUCUGGAGUAUGAUCCAGAAUGGCUCGCGAUUCUGAAGUCCACCAACAGUCUACAGAGGACCACGCCUCACCCCUGGAACCCUCCAGAGAAUAAUGGCCUGCACCAACGGUGGGACUUCACACCUUCAGAAGAAGAUAUGAUGCAGGUGGUAGAGGAGCUCAGCGGUGAACUUGCCAUUCCAGACAACUUUACCCGGACUGUACCAGCCUAUGACCCCAAUAAACCCCAACCCCACGCCCCCCCGAGCUAUAACACAAACCCCCAGACAACCGAGCUCUGCGCCACUUUUAGCCUCACAGACCUCUAUGCCCAGGGUGUGCACGGAGGCGCUGAUGUUCAGGGUAGGAGCGUACGAGAGGAGGAAGAUGACGAUGAUGCAAAUAGCGUAGGAAGCGUGGAAGAGCCCAGCGAGUACCCGACAGACACUUCGGGAUUAUCAAAUUCAUUUAAUCCAGAUGAGAUCACAAUAGAGGAUGAGUGGGAGGAAGAGGAAGAGACUGGGGCUCAGAGCAGGCCUGAUUCGAAGGGAGAUAAGGUAUCCGCUUUACCCGUCGGUGAAAUCCACACCCCGAGCCGUAUGGUCCUGCCCAAGCCUAAAUCUGACACCUCACCCACUCACCUGCCCUACCUAAUGAACCUGCCUCCUCCCUCCCACUCUACCCCCGACGUCACCCGCACUCACCCCGAAGCAGAGCGGGAAGGACUCUGCGAGGGCAGCGACGAAGACGCCACAGCCGCACGCAUCCUCAAGCGCACCAGCGACGAGGCCGGGGACGCGGGCAGCAGGGGCACGACCCCCAGGAUCAAACGCAGGAACCAGGUCAUCUACACGACAGUAGAUGACGAGGAAUGUGAGGAUUAGAGAUCAGGGUGAGAAGAGACAAAAAGUCUCUCCAAGUCGUUUGUCACAGAGUGUACAGUUCUCCAUUAGUUUAAAAUCGAUAUGUGAAACUUAGUAUGGACUUCUGUAUUUACUGCCUGCCUUUUUAUACAACCGCUGACAUAAGCUGUUCAAAACACAGGUUUGGCUUUAAUAAAAAAGUCAGACUAUACAUGGCAGAGAAAAACAAAAAGUAGUUCCUGCAUUCAGUUUCAACAGAAAAGCAGUUCUAGCCCCAAAAAUAGUGUUCUUUGUUAAUGCUAAUGGAAAUGAUCGCAUUUUUUAAUAUAUUUUUGU
This is a messenger RNA of Scomber japonicus (chub mackerel), 2272 nucleotides long. RefSeq names its product debranching RNA lariats 1 (gene dbr1). NCBI's taxonomy places the organism in Eukaryota, Metazoa, Chordata, Actinopteri, Scombriformes, Scombridae. The record is from RefSeq and is a predicted model, not a curated record. Bases 266 to 1957 code for a protein of 563 amino acids. Gene Ontology annotation, molecular function: RNA lariat debranching enzyme activity. Gene Ontology annotation, cellular component: nucleus. The transcript has 9 exons. Gene Ontology annotation, biological process: mRNA splicing, via spliceosome.